AGAAGAACAGCCCUGGUCGCUAGAGAGCUCGCAAGAUUUAACAUCGAUAUUGCAGCCUUGUGUGAAACUCGUCUAGCCAACGAAGGUCAGCUCACAGAAAUAGGGGGUGGUUACACAUUCUUCUGGUGUGGACGUAGCAGUGAUGAACGUCGUGAAUCUGGAGUUGGCUUUGCGGUUAAGAAUCAACUUGUCCGCAAAUUUGCCAGUCUUCCCAAGGGUGUGAACGACCGACUCAUGACACUGCAUCUUCCACUACCGAGAGGAAAGCAAGCUAUACUAAUCAGCGCUUACGCACCCACAAUGACGAAUCCGGAUGAAGUAAAGGACAAGUUUUAUGAAGAUCUUGAUGCCCUACUCUCAUCCGUGAAGCGUACCGACAGGCUGAUUCUACUUGGCGAUUUUAACGCGAGAGUAGGAUCUGAUCACUCUGCCUGGGAUGGCGUCAUUGGAAAAAAUGGAAUCGGCAAAUGUAACAGCAAUGGCCUACUACUCCUGAAGACAUGUGUGGCUCAUGAUCUGAUCAUUACCAAUACCAUCUUCCGCCUGCCCACUCGCAAAAAGACGUCCUGGAUGCAUCCACACUCCAAGCACUGGCAUCUCAUUGAUUAUGUCAUCGUGCGGAGGAAAGAUAGACAGGAUGUAAGGGUGACUAAGGCCAUGCCGAGUGCUGACUGUUGGACUGAUCAUAGACUCAUCAUCUCUAAAUUAAGCCUUUACAUCAAGCCAAAGAGACGUCCGCAGGGAAACAGAGCUGUGGUGAAAAAGAUUAACGUCAGUAAACUGAGGAACCCCAAUACAGCAGCUUUACUAGCAGAAGAUCUUGACAACCAACUCUUAGAGCUGCAAUUAGAGGAAAAUGCUGAGAAGGACUGGGAACGCUUCCGGAAUAUUGUGCACUCUUCUGCACUAAAGGUUCUUGGACCCUCACACAGGAAACAGCAGGACUGGUUUGAUGAAAACGAUGAAGAGAUCAAGGCCUUACUUGCUGAAAAGCACCGCCUUUACCGUGCUAAGAGGAAAGGAAAUCGAAAAGUCUGCGACAAUCAUAGAGGAAUAUCAUUGCUUUCCAGCGCAGGCAAGAUCCUUGCACGAGUGUUGCUGAAUCGCCUGAUUGACCACCUGGAACAGGGUCUAUUACCCGAGACACAGUGCGGCUUUCGUAAAGAGCGUGGCACUGUGGACAUGAUCUUCGCAGUCCGACAGCUCCAAGAGAAGUGUCAAGAGCAGAAUCGUGAACUGUACACCAUCUUUGUGGAUCUCACUAAGGCUUUUGACACUGUCAGUCGUGAAGGUCUGUGGCGUAUCAUGUCGAAGUUUGGGUGCCCUGAUAGAUUCAUCCUGAUGGUACGUCAGUUCCACGACGGCAUGACGGCUCGUGUUCUGGACGACGGAGAAGCUUCAGAGGCCUUUCCCGUCACAAAUGGCGUCAAGCAAGGGUGUGUGUUGGCACCGACCCUGUUCAGCAUGAUGUUUUCAGCCAUGCUGUCAGACGCCUUUCAGAACAGUUCCUUGGGAGUCAGCCUGAGAUACAGGACUGAUGGGAAACUGUUCAACCUGCGAAGACUCCAGGCUGUCACCAAGAUAAAGGAGACUGCAGUGGACCAAUUUACAUACCUUGGCAGCACCCUCUCCCGCGCAGUGACAAUUGACAUCGAGGUCAACUGCAGAAUCGCCAAGGCAAGCUCUGCAUUUGGCGGACUGCUGACCAACGUGUGGGACCGCUGUGGAAUAAGCCUUGCUACAAAGCUUAAAGUCUACCAAGCAGUAGUGCUAACUACCUUGAUGUAUGCCAGUGAGACCUGGACUGUAUACAGGAGGCACGCUAGGCAAUUGAACCACUUCCACACGACUUGCCUCCGCAGACUUCUGAGGAUUCGGUGGCAGGAUAAGGUGCCUGACACAGAAGUCCUUUCCAGAGCAGGCCUGCCGUCAGUUUACACUCUGCUUAUGAAAGCCCAGACACGCUGGGCAGGCCAUGUUGUAAGGAUGCCAGACCACCGCAUCCCCAAACAGCUCUUCUAUGGUGAGCUGUCUCAAGGAAAGCGAUCGCAUGGGGGACAAAAGAAGCGAUACAAAGAUACG
This is a messenger RNA of Mauremys mutica (yellowpond turtle), 2082 nucleotides long. RefSeq lists its product as uncharacterized. Gene Ontology annotation, molecular function: catalytic activity. Lineage: Eukaryota; Metazoa; Chordata; Testudines; Geoemydidae. The annotation marks the transcript as partial. The record is from RefSeq and is a predicted model, not a curated record. The transcript has 3 exons.